Molecule: messenger RNA, 1242 nt
Organism: Pseudomassariella vexata
Lineage: Eukaryota; Fungi; Ascomycota; Sordariomycetes; Amphisphaeriales; Pseudomassariaceae
Product: thaumatin family protein
Exons: 2
Coding region: 1-1242 (413 amino acids)
Biological process (GO): defense response
Cellular component (GO): extracellular region
Source: RefSeq, a predicted model, not a curated record
AUGCAACCCGAAUCGGGACACCGCAGCUCCCAUUGCUUCCCUCCAAGGAGAAACGAAUAUGUAGCAGCAGCACUCAUUCUUUCAACACUGGUACCAACCGCGACGGCCACGGUCUACCCCAGCAACCACAAGUUGUACAAAUUCGAUUAUCACCCGAAAUCACAAGGCUAUCAAGAGCCCAUACGCCCUUUGUCGAAGCGCCAGAAUCCAAUUCCAUUGAUCGUCACAAAUAGCUGUGGUGAUACCAUCUGGCCUGGGCUUGCCACACAAUCUGGCGAAGGCCCUGAAUCCAGUGGCUUUGAGUUGGGCCCCGGAGAAACGAGAAAUAUGACCGUCGGGUCAUCCUGGGCAGGCAGAGUUUGGGGCAGAACGAAUUGCACCACGGGUGACGAUACCGCAACUUGUGCGACUGGUGACUGUUUUGGCAGGUUGGAAUGCGAGUUUAGUGGACAAGUUCCCGUCACCCUCGCUGAGUUCACGCUGUCCGGUGGCGUCACUGGGAGGCAAACAUUCUACGACAUCUCGCUCGUAGACGGGUACAAUCUGCCGGUAGGCCUUGUCUACCAUCCAGCCGGCAACACAACCAAUAUUCCCCCCAACUUUGUCAACGCAGCUUGCAUAGCAACUCCGGGAUACCUGAUGGCGCCCAAUAGAACAGGGACCUAUUACACCAACUCCAGUUUUCCCAUGCCGUACGACACUUCGCAGACCAAUGGAGGUAUAGCAGAUUGGUGCCCCUGGGACCUGCAAGCUUUCCCACCCAGCAAACCAGGUGAUGGCAUAUUUCCGUAUCCCGAUGACCAAAUACAACGACCCGUGUUCGAUCCUUGCAAGAGCGCAUGCGCCUCCACCAACGACCCUAGUGCUUGCUGCACAGGCAAAUACGACGACCCGAACGUGUGCAAACGCAGUAACUAUGCCAACGCCGCCAAGACUAUCUGUCCGGAUGCGUACAGCUUUGCAUACGAUGAUCAAACGUCGACGUUCAUCAUUCCCAGCGGUGGUGGAUGGGAGGUCGUCUUCUGCCCAGAAGGACGAAGCACCGACAUUCUGUCCACGUUUGGAGCGCAGCUGCAACAAAUAGCAAGCAGUGGGCAGGUGACGGAUCAAGUCAAGGAUACGGCUAUGAACCUGACAUACAUUGAAUCCCGACCCAGCGGUGCUGCGAACCUGAAAAUGCCGAACUUGUUGGCCGGCGUAGUUGCUGCAGUUGUUGCAGUUGUUGCAGCCAUCACGCUCUAA